This is a messenger RNA of Acytostelium subglobosum LB1, 1143 nucleotides long. RefSeq lists its product as hypothetical. The coding region runs from base 1 to 1143 and encodes 380 amino acids. NCBI's taxonomy places the organism in Eukaryota, Evosea, Eumycetozoa, Acytosteliales, Acytosteliaceae. The transcript has a single exon. The record is from RefSeq and is a predicted model, not a curated record.
AUGGUUGAAUCAGAGAUCAUAAAGAAGUGGACAAUGGCCUGUACAGCGACUGUACUUGCCAUUGUUGUUAUAUAUCAGUACUUCAUCAAGGGUGACGAUAAGGAUGAUGGUACCAACUCUUUCACACAUUCAUCCACUCCAUACCCUGCUGCCAAAAGUUCACCUGCUGUCUCUUCCCCAGCAGCACCUGUUCCUGCACCUGCUCCAGCACCUGGAUCAUCACCUGCGCCUGCAUCCCCUGCUCCCACCACAUCAACAACAUCAACAACUUCAACAUCUACAACAUCCACCAAUCUAUCAAAGUCAGUUGAUGCAAUUGUAGACAUUGAGGAACUAAAUAGACAGUGUGGCUUUUGUCGCCCAGAGAUGGACAUCAACUCAAGAAAGCCAACGGCCAACUCUAUUCAUGAGUAUGGCAGACAUUAUUUCAUCUGCAGUGGCGUGCCAGCCGAUCAGUGGCCAAGCAAGUUCUACUCGAUGAACGCUCAGCUGACCGCAAUGUCCGAGUCGAUCAAGAAGUACGCCGACGUGCAGAGACUGCCCUCGAUCUUUAACGCCGUCGACAUGGCCUCGACCACACCCGACACCUACGACUUUAUCGUCUUCCCAGAGAUGGUCAAGCUGAUCGACAUGACCCCGGAGCGCAUCGAGGCCGUCAUGCAGUACUUCUCAGAGAACGACUCGAUUGGCGACGGCUUCCCAGCCAGCGUCAAGGUAGAGAACUACUCUGGUCGCCAUCUGUUUGUCUGUGCUCACAAGCUAAAGGAUGCGCGAUGUGGAUACUGUGGACCGAUCUUGGUCGAUCAGCUGUCGACAGAGAUCGAGCAGCGCGCAUUGUCCUCUGAGAUAAAGGUCUAUGGCACGACACACGUCGGUGGCCACAAGUUUGCUGGCAAUGUGUUGGUGUUCCCACCGGGACACUGGUACGGCUACGUGACACCAUCUGAUGUGUCGGAGCUCAUCGACUCGGCAUUGUCGGGCGACUGUAUAAAGAGAUUACAUCGUGGCUCAAUGGGACAGCCUGUUCACAAGGAGGAGAAGAGCAAGGAGGCUGGUCAGGAGAGCAAGGAUCACAAGAAGGAGAAGAGGGAUAAGAAGGAUCACAAGAAGGAUCACAAGAAGGAUCACAAGAAGCAACAUUGA